GUUUUGCUGAGAACAUUGAAAAGUUAAAAUGCGCUGUGUUGUUUUACUCAUUUUGGCGAUUGAUCUCGUUCAAUCGAUUCCUGAGUCCGAUCCACCGAUUGUCCAUAUCGGUCUAGGCAGUAUCAAAGGAAGUGUAUUGACUUCCAGAUUGGGGAAUCGAUUUGUCGCCUUCAGAGGAAUCCGUUACGCAGAACCUCCAGUCGGUCCUCUAAGAUUCGCAGCGCCCCAACCCAUCGGAUCGUGGACCGAAAUAUUGGACGCUACCGAAGAUGGACCCAUGUGUCCACAGCCGGCCUACAAUAGGAGCGAAGUUUCGGAAGAUUGUCUUCGGUUGAACGUUUACUCCCGAUUGAUUCCGGGCGAGUUGAUUCGAAUUCGACCCCAGGACGUGAUUGUUUAUAUGCAUCCGGGAGGAUUUUACGCUUUCUCCGGACAAAGUCACAAUAAUGCUGGACCCCAGUAUUUGAUGGAUCAAGACAUUGUGUUGGUAACCAUAAAUUAUCGACUGGGUUCGCUGGGAUUCAUGAGUACCGGAACGCGGGAGUGUCCCGGGAAUGCUGGCUUCAAAGAUCAAGUCAUGGCAUUGAAAUGGGUUCGGGAUCACAUCUCUAGCUUUGGAGGAAAUCCCAACUCAGUAACUCUAAUGGGAUACAGUGCAGGGGCACUAAAUACAACUCUUCAUAUGAUAUCACCCAUGUCUCGAGGAUUGUUCCACAAAGCUAUUGUGAUGAGUGCCGCUUCCACGAGCCAAGCCACAGUGCCAACGGAACAAAUCGAACUCGCCCGGAAGCAAGCUAUCCUGUUGGGAUGUGAUAUCAAAUCAACCCAGGAAAUGGUCGAAUGCCUUCGCCGGAAACCAUUCUCGGAUUUUGCCGACAGUCUAGAACACAUGUUUGUAAUAUCGUGGAAUCCAGUUCUGCUGUGGAAAGCAGUAAUUGAACCAGACUUUGGACAGGAGAGAUUCCUUGAUCAGGAUCCAACGGAAGCUUACCUUAAGGGGAACUUUAUGAAGAUUCCCCUUCUGGCAGGUAUAACGAAGGAUGAAUUCGCUGGUCCUGCGGUUAGUUUCCUAAGGAAUGAAACUUUACGAAACGAGUUGGAUGAAAAUUUUGAUACGCUGGCACCGAUUUUGUUCCUGUACGAAAGACACACGGAGGAAUCGAUCAACCGGAGCCGACUGUUGCGGGAGCGGUUUCUCGACGAUGAGCCACUCAGUAUAAAUCGAUCCCUCCAGGGUUUGAAUUAUCUUUUCGCUGACAGCCUCAUAGGUUUCCCGGUUCACCGUUUUACCCAGCUAGCAGCCCGAUACACCACGGUAUAUAAAUACAAAUUUUCCUACGUAGGAAGGUAUUCAUUCUUCUACUACCCGGACGAAAAGACUCCCUACGGAGCCGUUCAUCACGACGAUCUGCUGUACCUAUUCUCAAUUCCCCCGAGGGCACCCAUCUUCAAUGCUACUGACCCUGAAGAUUUGAUCGUUCGCCACAUGACCGGCAUGUGGGUGGCUUUCGCGAAAACUGGAGAUCCAAAUAACGCUGAGAUAGACGUGACGCCGAAUUGGUUGCCGGUAACCAGUGAAACGGAUAACUAUCUGAACAUUGAUAAGAAUCUCACAAUGGAGAUGGGGUUAUUAACCGAUCGCUUCGAAUUUUGGGAUAAACUAUUCCCAUUACCAAGCAAGUAAAUCUAAAAGAAAAAAAUAAACAAAAUUUGAACUUACCAUCCAACGACUC
Molecule: messenger RNA, 1733 nt
Organism: Uranotaenia lowii
Lineage: Eukaryota; Metazoa; Arthropoda; Insecta; Diptera; Culicidae
Product: juvenile hormone esterase-like
Exons: 4
Coding region: 29-1684 (551 amino acids)
Source: RefSeq, a predicted model, not a curated record